AUGACUGCUCCAACCGAGCCGACCGAGCUGUUACACUACAUACCGCAGCAUCGCGUGCUCAUAUGUAAGGCGUGCCAAUAUGCGAUCCAGCCUUCUGCCAUUUCUCGCCACCUGAAGGAGAUACACAAGAUAUAUCGGUCUCGCCGGCAGAGGUACUUCAAUUAUACCGAUCAGCUUAAUCUCGCCGAACCGGACCAUGUCGUUCUUCCUGGGGCUGACGAGGGCCCUGUCCCUUUCUUGCCCGUCAUCGAUGGCCUUGCCUGUGAGGCCAGCGGUUGUCACCACCUCUGUGCCUCAGGGAAGCGGAUGAAGAUGCACUGCAAUAUCAAGCAUCGUGGAGUUACAGUGGCGGAUCUCAAGGGCCGACCAGUUCGGCUGCAGACCUUUUUCCGGGGCAACAAGUUGAGAUACUUUGUAGUGUACGAGUCGCAAAGACACACUCCUCCUGAACAACACGCAACUGUCGAAAACAAGGAGGUCACUUCCCCCACGACCUCGCCAAGCUGCGGCCUUCAAGAAGUCAAGCUCCUCAAGCACUUCCAAGCCUCUUUAUCCCGCGAAUUCGCAUUCGACAUAACUAAUACGCUCGAUUGGGAUACAACGCCACCAGACGUAUUUCCCAGGCAUGCUUUCCUCAAACACGGCAUUCUCUCCUAUUCGGCGUUGCACCUCGCAUUUCUCAACCCCUCAAGGCGUCAACGGUACCGUCUCUUAGCAGCCCACCACCAGAACAUUGCCCUCCCAUGCUUCCGCUCCGCGGUGCAGCAUCCCACUGUCGACAACUGCGUCUCGCUUUUAGCCUUUACGCAGCUUCUCAUAAUGCACUGCUUGGCCGCAUCGCAGGAUGACGAUAACUGCGACCUCCUGCUCGUACAAGGGCGUAACGACCCAUUUCCGGACUGGCUGCAGGUUAUCCGGGGCACUUGCCACAUAUUCAAACCAGUAGAGGGCUACAUCCGAACGCUCCCCAUUACCUUGAUGAUCGCCGAAGAUGAUCACCGAAGCGCAGUCUCCGCCAAGUCCUAUUGUGACCCACGACUCUACGAGCUCUUCAAUAUAAUCAAUCCUGACGCAGCAAAACAAGCAGACGAGCCAUUUGAAGUUGAUCACUCCACCCUGCUAUCGGCGCUGACUCUCCUCUCGAGUGCUUUUUCCAAGGUACACGAAGCCCAAGCGCGGAAGAACUACUCGUUGUGUGUAGCAUUAAAUGUUUGGGCGGCGCGAGUUCCGGAUGCUUACCUAGAGCUUGUGAAACAGAGGCAUCCCGUCGCGCUUAUAUUGUUGGCGCAUUAUUGCAUAUUGCUUCUACCGCUCGAGGGUUCCUGGUACAUGAAUGGUUAUAGUAAGAGACUGAUCACUCGCAUUUACGGUCAGUUAGAUGAACAGUGGCGACCAUGGUUACAGUGGCCGUUGGAGGAAGUCGGAUUGUAG
Penicillium lagena is the source of this 1431-nucleotide messenger RNA. RefSeq lists its product as uncharacterized. Lineage: Eukaryota; Fungi; Ascomycota; Eurotiomycetes; Eurotiales; Aspergillaceae. Gene Ontology annotation, biological process: regulation of transcription by RNA polymerase II. Bases 1 to 1431 code for a protein of 476 amino acids. The record is from RefSeq and is a predicted model, not a curated record. Gene Ontology annotation, molecular function: DNA-binding transcription activator activity, RNA polymerase II-specific. The transcript has a single exon.